AUGAGCGCUGAUCUGGAGCGCGUUUCGCUCAACACAUCGGUGACAGGCUCGGCCGGCGGCACGGGCUCGGGCGGCCGUGCGCUGUCGGCGAACGUCCGGCGGCUCCACAACGCUCUGAACGUGCUGCUGAGCGAGCUGGAGAGAGAGCAGUUCAUCCACUGCCUCAAUGUGUACCACGCCAAGCGCAACGUCUUCGACCUGGUCCAAACUCUCAAAGUGAUCCUGAACACGGACACUAAACGGCAGCUGCUGCCCAUGCUGCGCCUGGUCAUCCCGAGGUCUGACCAGCUGCUGUUUGACCAGUACACCUCCGAGGGGCUCUACCUGAAGAGCGAGCUCAUCCCCAGUAACGGCAGCGCGGAGGGAGAGCCCGCUCUCAGCAGGUAUGUCAGCCCGGGCUGCAGCCAGGACGCGGAGCUGUCAGCCUCCAUGGCCCCGCACUUCUUUGAGAGUCCUUUUGGAGAAAUGCGCCAGGUGACCCUCACGCGCUCCAGGAGCCAUGAAGGUUUGGGCUUCAGCAUCCGUGGGGGGUCCGAGCACGGCGUGGGGAUCUACGUGUCCCUGGUGGAGCCGGGAUCUUCGGCCGAGAGAGAGGGGCUGAGAGUCGGGGACCAGAUAGUCACCGUGAACGAGCUGCUGUUUGACAACGUCUCACACGUAGACGCAGUCAAGGUGCUAAAGGGAUGCAAGAAGCUGGCCAUGUCAGUGUGUUCAAUGGGUCGGAUCCCUGGAGGCUAUAUCACCAACCAUGUGUACAGCUGGGUGGACCCUCAGGGCCGCAGUGUCUCCCCUCCGCCUGACAACCAUGAAAUCAACCAGAGGCAGGGGCCCGGGAUGGAGGAGAGGACGGUGAACCUCAACAUGGACGACGGUCGCUCCCUCGGCCUGAUGAUCCGAGGUGGCGCUGAGUAUGGACUGGGUAUCUACAUCACUGGAGUGGAUCCUGGAUCUGCUGCAGAUGCCGGAGCACUAAAGGUGGGCGAUCAGAUCCUGGAAGUGAACGGCCAGAGCUUUGUUACCAUCUCCCACGAUGAGGCGGUCCACAUCCUGAAGACAGGGCGCCACCUGCUGAUGAAGGUGAGGGAUGUGGGUCGUCUGCCUCACGCUCGCACCGUGGUCGAUGAGACAAAGUGGAUCUGCAGUCAGGCCAUCGCAGAAACCAACGCUACAGUGAGCCAGGGCUCUGUCACCAACUCCAGUGUGAACACUGGAGUCCAGACCAAUGUCAGCGCCUGCAGCUCAAGACCCUCGUCGGCCAGAGCCACUCCGGUUUUAGGGAAGCCAGCGGGGUACAGAGGUGUGGGCCCCCCAGGUGCUCUGGUGAGCCUGGAGCAGCAGGCCUACAUGCUGCUGACGGAGCCGGAGAGGCAGACCAUGGCGUACUACCUGCAGGAGUACCAGGACGGACACAUCGGGGUGGAGCCGCUGGUCAUGGCACUGUUUGAGCUCUUCAACACCCAUGCAAAGCUGUCCAUGUUGUCCGAGGUGAGGAGCCUGGUGCCCCCCCAGGACCUGGAGCUAUACGACCGGCUGGUGCUACACCGAGAGAGGGAGGCCCACCAGGCCUGGCAUGGAGGAAUCGGAGUCAUGCACCCACAGGCCCUCUGCCCACACACGGCUCCUGUGGGCCAUGAUGCAGGACACACCGUCCCUGCUACGUCGGACGGCUCUGCUGGUGGCUGGACGGAAAAAGGCGAGGAUGAGAGCAUGAACGCCUUACAGAACAUUGCACUGGAUGACAGGCAGGCUUCGGCUGAGUCCCCUCCCCCCUUCAGGGCGGCCCCCCUCCAGGCCCAGAGCAGACCGUCCAGAGAGAGAGAGCUCAGAGGGAAGCCUUCAGCCCGACUCGUGCAGCCCGGCUCCAACCUGCUCUUUAGCGGCCCCACCCGGCUCCUACAGGAGUGUCUCCACAAGUCGCUCAAAUCCCUCCCCACCAUCAACCAGCCGUGCCCAGGCCCCGCCCACCACACCUGUGUUACCGCCUGCCACCACACGUCUCUUCCCAAUCAGCUCCACCACACCUGUCAGAGCCCCCUGCUGCUCUCCGACUCUGAACAGCUCAACCACGCCCACUUCUCCCAUCACUUCCAUCACCACGCCGCUCCUCUCAACCGGCCCAGCUCGGGACACCACACCUGCCCGGGCUUCCUGCACCACCGGGACUCCUCUAAACCAGAGGUGUCAGUCAGACUGGCCCCCAGAUCCAGCUCGUAUGAGAAGUCUGGAGUCUUAUCAAAGUCUGCGUCCUCUUCCAAAGCAGCCUCUCCCAUAGUGUCGCCUCAUCCAUCCCCCCGUCCCUCACCUUGUCCUUCCCCAUGCCCCUCCCUAAUCACACCAGCCGCACCGCCCUGUAGUCCAGACCGACCGUGUUCGCCCGCGCUGACCCAGAAAACCAUCGUGACGGACAUGAACCGGCUGUCUGCAGACUCCAGACCACAGCAGAGAGGAGCCACCUUGUCCCAGCUGUCAGACAGCGGACAGACGCUGAGCGAGGACAGCGGGGUAGACAUAGCCGAAGCGGGGGCCCUCAGUAAGGACGGCAGUCCUCGACCCAGCAAGAACCAGCAGGGCCACCAGGAGCAGUCGGGAGCCCACGCACCUCCUCAGACAGCCUCACCGGUGCCAGCAACCACGACUACCCUGGUACGAGUGAUGAAGAACGCCAACACGCUUGGCAUCGCUAUAGAAGGCGGGGCCAACACACGCCAACCUCUUCCACGCAUUGUCACCAUUCAGAGAGGAGGCUCAGCUCAUAACUGCGGCCAGAUGAAGGUGGGUCAGGUCAUCCUGGAGGUCAACGGCAUUUCCCUGAGAGGCCGGGAGCAUAAGGAUGCUGCCCGGAUCAUCGCUGAGGCCUUCAAGACCAAAGAGAAGGACCACAUUGACUUCCUGGUGGUUGAACCAGGACUCUAGUAGGAGGACUUUGCACUUUAUGCAGCUCAGUUUAAAAAAGACUCUGACUGAGGGAACUGAAAGGAAUCCUCAUGAUGACGUGGUAUAAUCACAGCCUGAGAAAUAUUGGGGGAUGCGCUGAGUUUUUGAUGAUUGCACUCCACAAAGAUUUGCACAAU
This is a messenger RNA of Cheilinus undulatus (humphead wrasse), 3071 nucleotides long. Its product is annotated as whirlin-like. Gene Ontology annotation, cellular component: stereocilium tip; stereocilia ankle link complex; photoreceptor inner segment. Bases 1 to 2913 code for a protein of 970 amino acids. Gene Ontology annotation, biological process: sensory perception of sound; auditory receptor cell stereocilium organization. The transcript is spliced from 12 exons. NCBI's taxonomy places the organism in Eukaryota, Metazoa, Chordata, Actinopteri, Labriformes, Labridae. The record is from RefSeq and is a predicted model, not a curated record. Gene Ontology annotation, molecular function: protein binding.